This is a messenger RNA of Striga asiatica, 396 nucleotides long. The record is from the annotation of a GenBank genome assembly. Lineage: Eukaryota; Viridiplantae; Streptophyta; Magnoliopsida; Lamiales; Orobanchaceae.
AUGCCCUCCAGCCCCAUGAAGAGACUCUCGCUGCAGCAGCUCGCGACUCCAAGUGCAAUUUCGUCACCAGUGGCAGACCUCCACCCGGCUACACCGCCCCAACCGCUUAUCCUCUCUCCGGUGACCUCUCCUUGCCGGUUUCACAUUUUUUUUAAGUGUGUUCGAUCAGCGCCGACGUUGGAGGGCGCAAGCCGCCGGAAUCAAUGCGAGUUCACAGCGUCGGCUGGUGUUAUUCAAGGGCGACGAGCAGCGGUGGAGGGCGAACCACCACAGAGAGGGGCAAAACUGGCGGCGCGUGGUGGUGUAGGAGAAGUCGUUCAACCUCUGAAAACCGGCGACAGUUCCGCUGAAGAAGAGACUCGUGACGAGGGUGAGAAGUGGAAUCGAAAAAUGUAA